Fraxinus pennsylvanica is the source of this 459-nucleotide messenger RNA. NCBI's taxonomy places the organism in Eukaryota, Viridiplantae, Streptophyta, Magnoliopsida, Lamiales, Oleaceae. The record is from the annotation of a GenBank genome assembly.
AUGGGUCUUAAGGGUAAACUCACUGCCCAAAUAGAAAUGAGGGCUGGAGGAGAUGUAUUUCAUGAUCUUUUUAGGUACACACCACACCAAAUACCCAAAAUCAGUCCUACUACUAUUCAAGGAUGUGAUUUGCAUGAAGGAGAAUGGGGAACUGUAGGCUCUGUCUACUUCUGGAACUACACUCAUGAUGGGAAACCGCAAGUAGCGAAAGAGGUAAUUGAAGCCAUUGACGAGGCAAAAAGGUCAGUGACAUUCAAGUUGAUUGAAGGAGAUCUCCUGAAGGUAUUGAAGGCCUUCAAAGUCAGUUUCCAUGUUGAGACUGAUGGUGACAUUGAUUUGAUAACAUGGACUCUUGAGUACGAGAAAUUAAAUGACGACGUUGAAGAUCCAAUCACUUUGUUGGGAUUUUGCAUUAAACUUGCAAAGGAUAUUGAAUCUCACCAUCUCAAGGCACCCUGA